Glarea lozoyensis ATCC 20868 is the source of this 1653-nucleotide messenger RNA. RefSeq names its product Cytochrome P450. The record is from RefSeq and is a predicted model, not a curated record. Gene Ontology annotation, molecular function: iron ion binding; oxidoreductase activity, acting on paired donors, with incorporation or reduction of molecular oxygen; heme binding. The coding region runs from base 1 to 1653 and encodes 550 amino acids. NCBI's taxonomy places the organism in Eukaryota, Fungi, Ascomycota, Leotiomycetes, Helotiales, Helotiaceae. The transcript is spliced from 3 exons.
AUGGGCUUCCACGAUAUCCCUCUGUUAUAUCUAAUCACCGUCCCAGCAGCGGGGUUAAGUGCGGUCAAUAUUUUAUUUUUUCCCGAUAUCUUGCCAGGAACACCGGUGUCGAAAUUGUUUAUCGGCAUCUCGCUGUUGAAUAGUGUGGUGUAUAUGAUAUGGAGUUUGUAUAUAUAUCCGAUUUUCUUUAGUCCGUUGAGGUUUUUGCCGCAGCCAAAGGGCGGCUACCCAAUAAUCAAACACGGCACCGCAGCAUUCCAAAGACCAGCCGGCCAGAGCUUCCUCAAUUUCAUCAAAACAAUACCAAAUGACGGGCUCAUACGUAUUCAAGGCUUCUUCCACCGCGAAGGUCUUUUGAUUUGCAGUCCGGAAGCCCUCGCUGAAGUACUGGUGCAUAAGAAUUAUGAUUUUGAGAAACCAGCUGAAGUGCGCAAUUUCCUCGUCAGGAUCCUGGGCAAGGGACUUAUUCUGACCGAGGGCGAUGAACAUAAAUUUCAACGCAAGCAUAUCACGCCCGCGUUCAGCUUUCGCCAUAUCAAAGAGUUGAUCCCCGUAUUUUGGAGCAGGGCGACGGCCAUGCGCGAUGGAAUGUUCGCUGAGAUGGCCGACAACCCAGAAGCUGACGGCCGAAAAGUCGUCGAGGUUAACCACUGGGCGAACAAAGUCACCUUAGACAUCAUCGGCGUCGCGGGUCUCGGACGGGAUUUCAAAUCGCUAACCGCAACCAACGAUCCGCUGGUGCAGAACUACGAAGAGAUUCUCGAGCCGACGACGGAGAAACUGGUUUAUUUCGUGUUUAACCUUGUCUUUGGACGGAGAUUCGUGAGUUGGUUGCCCUGGGGAUUGAAUCAGAGACUUGAUACCACGACGGGGAAUCUACGCGCGUUUUGUCUGGAUUUGGUGAGGGAGAAACGGGAGAAGAUGAAAAUUGAGGGCGAGGGGGAGAAGGAUAUUUUGGCGUUGCUGAUUAGGUCGAAUUGUUUUGGGGAUGAUACUUUGGUGGAUCAGUUGUUGACUUUUAUCGCUGCUGGCCACGAAACCACCUCCUCAGCACUAACCUGGUCCCUCUACCUCCUCGCCCAAAACCCCUCCCUCCAAACCGCUCUCCGCGCCGAACUCCGCAGCUCCCUCCCCUCCCCCUCCGCACCCCUCCCAGAUACCUUCGACCUCCCCACCACCCUCGAAUCCCUCCCCCUCCUCCACGCCACAACAAACGAAGUCCUCCGUCUCUACCCCUCCGUCCCCUCCACAAUCCGCCUCUCCAUACGCCCAACCUCCAUCCUCGACACCCCCGUCCCAGCAAACACCCGCAUUCAACUCUCGCCCUGGGCCAUCAACCGCUCGCCUUCCCUCUGGGGUCCCGACGCCGAGUCCUUCAAUCCUUACCGCUGGAUCGACGUGGAUGGAAAGGCGAAUAAUAUCGGGGGAGCGAGGGGUAAUAAUUUUUGUAACCUGACGUUUUUGCAUGGACCGCGGAGUUGUAUUGGCGAGAGGUUUGCGAGGAGUGAGUUGAAGGCGUUGCUGGCGGUUGUGGUGGGCGGGAUGGAGGUGCGGUUGGAGUAUGAGGGGCAGAAGGCGGUGCCGGCGGGGGUUAUUACGACGAAGCCGAGGGGGGGGAUGAGGUUGAGGUUGGGGAGGGUGGAGGGGUGGUAG